This is a messenger RNA of Symbiodinium sp. CCMP2592, 2499 nucleotides long. Lineage: Eukaryota; Dinophyceae; Suessiales; Symbiodiniaceae. The record is from the annotation of a GenBank genome assembly.
AUGGAGCUUCAACGGCGCAGUCAGUCUCCAGCUCCACCUGGUGAGGCAGGGGCUGGCGCUAGCCGUCAGAACGCAGAGCUCCAGGGGCGUGUGCAAGAACUCCUUCGUGAAAACCUGGAGCUCCAGGGACGUUCGUCGGAUAUUGCCAGUGCUGCAGGGGCUGCAGUGAGACGACAGAACGAGGAGUUGCAGGUGCGUGUGCAGGAACUUCUUCGUGAAAACCUGGAGCUGCAGCGGUACCCGCCUCCACCUCCAGGCGCCGCUGAGACGGCCGCUGCUCUGGCCACGGCCAAACAAGAGAACGACAAGCUCCAGGGCCGUGCGCAAGAACUCCAACGUGAAAACAACGAGCUUCGGAGCCAGAUCCAAGCCCCACCGUCCGUUCCAGAUGACUUCGGUGCAUUGGACCGUGCGCUGGGCGCGGCCAAACGCCAGAACGAAGAGCUGGAGGCGAGGGUCCAAGAGCUUCUUAGCGAGAACCUGCAGCUUCAGCGGCGAAGCCCCUCCCCGCCUCCAGAUGCUCCAGGUGAAGCGGCACUCGCAGCGGCGAGGCAUCAGAAUGACGAGCUCCAGGCGCGGAUGCAGGGCGUCCUUCGUGACAACCUGGAGCUUCAGCGGCGCAGCCCUUCACCACCUGGUGAUGCCGCAAGGCAGAAGAACGAAGAGCUUCAGGCGCGAUGCUUCGAUCUGAUUCAAGAGAAUGAUGCCUUGCGACAGCAGCUGGCCGAACGGGCUCGGGACGGCUCGCCUCAUCGCCCUCGGCGUCCUGCCGCAGAGGCUCUUCGCUUGGCAUUGCAGCGACAAGAACUGAGCCUCGUGAAGCUGCUGACGGGCCUGGAUCCGCAGAUGCACGGCAAGGUCUCUUUCGAAGCCUUCCAAGCAGCAUGCAGUCGCCACCACUUGAGUCUGCAGGCCGACGACUUUGGCAAGCUGGCCAACGUUCUCAAUCUGGACAAGCGAGGCUUCUUUCACAAGGAGGCUCUCUUGCGAGCCUUCCGCAGAGCAGAAGAGGUCGCCUCCCCUCCUCGCGGUCGCAAGGCUUCGGAUGGCCCGAGCCACACACAAAGCCGCGCGUGCAGCGGCUCCCGUGAGGUGCACGUGCAGCAGGGUCUUGGCCCUGUGGAGGUCCAGCAUCGCCGCCAGAUAGAGCGCCUGGAGUCGAGGCUGUUCGCGUCCGAGCAGGAGCGGCAGACCCUUCAGCGGGACUUGGAUGCCAUGCGCCGGCAGGAGUCGGCUCGCGAAGAUGCUCUUCAGAAGCCCAGGCCUUUGUCCGUCCUUCUCUCUGCCGGCGACACUGCGCCUCCGUUUAUCAAGGAGCUCAAGUUGGAAGUCAAAGGAACCCGUGAGCUCCGCGACAAGCUCUACAAUGCAGAGACGCAGCUGGAAAGCUACAAGCGCAGGUUGGAGGUGGAUGCACGGCAGGAGCUGGAGAAGGAGCGGCAUGUGGUCAAGCAACUGCAGGCCGAGCUGGAGGAGAAGGAGCGAACCGUUGCCGAGCUCCUUUUCGACCUCCGACGAGCCAGGAACGCGUCCGGCGAGGGAGACUGGGCCCAGCGGGAAGAGGAGUACAUGCGGCUGGACCUGCAGUUGCGCAAGCUCGAAGGAGAGUUGGCUGCCUCCCGUCGUGCGGAGCGUGACAUGGCGGACAGGCUGCUUCAAGCCGAGCACGUGGCGAUGGAGUUGCGCUUCGACCGUGAGCAGGUUCACCUACGCAGCUCUCGGCUGGAAAGUCGCAUACUGGAGUUGGAACUGCUCAACGGCGAGGACUCGCCAAGGCAGCGACAGUCUCCGCUCAAGACCGGUGCAGGGGCAGCGGCGGCCAACCUUCAGAGCCGAAAGGAGCGCAAUCUGGAGAACGUGAUCGAAGGGCUUGAGCGUGUAGUGAAUCAGCAGAAGGCGGAGAAUCAGCGGUUGAAGGUCGCGCUCGACAGGCGCCCCGACGACCGCCGCGGGCGUGGCCGUGCAGAAGUGGAGCGUUUGAGGAAGCGGAUAGAGGAGCUGGAAUCAGCCCCUCCGCGCUCACAGGACAGCGGCAACAUGUCCGCUGAAGGUCCGGUGCUGGAAGCCUACAGACGAGAAGUUGCCGCCAAGGAGGAGGUGAUCCAGAAGCUUCAGGAGAAGCUCCGCGAGGCCGCCGAGGGGCCAGGAACGGAGCCUCCGGAGAUGCAGCGAUUGCUUCAGGAGUUGGCCGAGCUGCGCCGUGCGAGAGGCGAAGAUGGCCAGGCCCUGGACGAAGCGCAGCGCGCCCUCCAGGAGGCUGAGAUGACAGAGAAGCGCUACUUGGAGGUCGUCCGUGAAAAUCGCAAACUUCGACAGGACCUGUCGGCACUGGAGGAUGAUGGUUUCUGGAAGGAGAUAGAGUCUCUCCAAACUCGCAACCAGGAGGCGGUCGGCCUUGCCAAAGAGAGCAAGGAGGCCUUAUUGCGUUGCGGCACCGCCGCUGGAGUGGACGUCGCGUCACUGAUGGCUCGACUUGAGAUGUUUGCUGCUGCCGGCUAA